Molecule: messenger RNA, 708 nt
Organism: Blastocystis hominis
Lineage: Eukaryota; Bigyra; Opalinata; Blastocystidae
Exons: 2
Coding region: 1-708 (235 amino acids)
Biological process (GO): DNA damage response
Cellular component (GO): nucleus
Molecular function (GO): polyubiquitin modification-dependent protein binding; single-stranded DNA binding; metalloendopeptidase activity
Source: RefSeq, a predicted model, not a curated record
AUGACUCUCUGCGCUGGGAUUUGUAGAAUGAAGGGGCUCCAGAUCUCAAUAAGCCUGUCCCAGCCCUUGCUUUCUCUGCGGCAGCGUUCGGACACAGUGAACACUUUGCUUCACGAGAUGAUUCAUGCUUAUUUGUUUGUAACGCAUAACUAUUUUGAUCGGGAUGAUCACGGAGAGCAAUUUCAGAAACAUAUGAAUCGCAUCAACAAGGCAGCCAAAUCACAUAUUACCGUGUAUCAUACGUUCCAUGACGAAGUCGAUUAUUGCCGAAAGUGGUGGUGGCGCUGUGAUGGCCGCUGUCGGAGCAAACCUCCUUACUAUGGGUAUGUGAAGCGAGCGGUCAAUCGACCACCGCAGGCAGCGGAUUGGUGGUUUGCGAAGCAUCAAGAAGAAUGUGGAGGGAAGUUUCACUUAGUGAAAUCCCCAGAAAAACGAAUUGACACUCUUUUUAGUAAGCAAUGCUUUGUUUUGUUGAAUACACAUUUGUCUACAGUGGGAAUAAUAAUAGUAAUAUUUAUUUUUAUUAUUAUAAUUAUUACUUGUAUAAGUGUUAAGGAUUUUGGGAAGAAUAGAAAAAAGCAGCAAAAAAUGCUCAAACUGGGGAUCGAACCCAAGACCUUCGCGUUAUUAGCACGACGCUCUAACCAGCUGAGCUAUUCGAGCACUGAUCUUGUUCCUUGUUUUUACUAUUUCAGCAUUGGGAUAUAG